CUAGUACAAACACAACUGAGGAGAUCAUGAUUUUCUGGAAAUUUCUCGUCUCUUGGCACAACCAAAAUACUUCCAUUGAAAGUAAAUGAAUGUCUCAUUCCCCCUGAAACCCCACUUUUCGCCCACAAUACUUCCCACCUCCAAGCCACCCACGACGGAUUUGAUACCGAUCUCACUAUGCCACUCCAUCAUUGAUGCAAAUCCCUUCCUCACUUGCUAUGCCGGUUGAAAAGCAUUUAAUAGGAUUAUGGACUGUUGCAUUUCGUUCAAUGGAUGAUAUAAAGGAAACUGUUAGAAUUUCCGAUGAAAUAUUAUGUCGUGCCGUAACCACACUGAAAACAAGGCUUUGUGAUGUGUCUCUAACUGAUAUAUCAGAUGCACACAAAGCAAUGAAUAUAGUUUUACCCUUUUUGCUUACAGAAGGUAUACUAAGUAAGGUUGACAGUGUUUGGAAGGCUUCAAUUGGAGUUGUAAUGAAGCUUACAAUGGUUAGGAAUUUAUCCAAUGCAUGCUGGAACUGCAAUCCGUCCACAUAUGGCUGAUCUGAUUUGCUGUAAAAGUUUCUUUAUCUUGC
Molecule: messenger RNA, 574 nt
Organism: Arachis ipaensis
Lineage: Eukaryota; Viridiplantae; Streptophyta; Magnoliopsida; Fabales; Fabaceae
Source: RefSeq, a predicted model, not a curated record